GGAGGCGGGCGUUCCAAAGGUUCCACAGAACGUAACGUUGCACGUCUCGAGACCGGGAACCAGGCUGUGCACGUUCACUUCAAACUGCACUCUUCAACAUUUCACAGUCCAAAAGUGUUGCUAUCAUGCCUGCCAAAAAGACAACCACCAAGAGAAAGUCUGCUGCUAUUGUGGAAGAUGAUAAAGACUCCAAAAAGGUGAAAGUUUCACACAGGAGUCAUUUCAAAGAGGCGGGGCAGGUUGUUGUUUUGGGCCAAGGUGAUGUUGGACAGUUGGGUUUAGGGGAAGAUGUCAUUGAAAGGAAGAAGCCAGCACUUCUGUCCCUGCCAGAGAAAAUUGUUCAGGUGACAGCUGGAGGCAUGCACACCGUGUGCCUCGGCGAAACUGGAAAUAUUUAUACGUUUGGCUGUAAUGACGAAGGGGCUCUUGGUCGGGACACAUCAGAGGAGGGGUCUGAGAUGAUCCCGGGAAAGGUGACGCUGAAUGAGAAGGUGGUCCAGGUAUCGGCAGGGGACAGCCACACAGCUGCACUCACAGAGGAUGGAUCGGUGUACAUCUGGGGCUCUUUCAGGGAUAAUAAUGGAGUUAUUGGUCUUCUGGAGCCGAUGAAAACGUGUGCUCUACCAGUUAAAGUCCCUUUAACAGAACACUUUGUUAAAAUAGUUUCAGGUAAUGAUCACGUGGUAAUGGUGACGCUGGAAGGAAAUCUAUACACGUCUGGCUCAGCUGAGCAGGGGCAGCUGGGAAGAGUGCCUGAACACUUUUCAAACAGAGGAGGCAGGAAAGGCCUUGAGCGGCUGCUGGUUCCACAGAUGGUAAAAGUGAAAGGUAAAGUUCACUUCGUUGACGCCUUCUGUGGAGCGUACGUCACCUUUGCUGUGUCAAAGGAGGGCCAUGUGUAUGGAUUUGGCCUCUCAAACUAUCACCAGCUGGGCACCAAAAGCACCAAGAUGUGUUUUGUCCCUGUAAAGCUUACAUGUUUCAAGAACUCGACCACCGCCUGGGUAGACUUCUCUGGAGGACAGCAUCACACACUUUGCCUUGAUGCUGAAGGGCAGGUAUAUAGCCUGGGAAGAGCAGAGUAUGGUCGUCUUGGUCUGGGAGAAGGGGCUGAAGAGAAGAGCGAGCCCACACCUGUGAUGGGGAUAGAGCUGGCUAAAGGAGUGUCGUGCGGGGCGUCUGUCAGCUAUGCAGUUACCAGAGAAGGAUCUGUGUAUGCCUGGGGCAUGGGCACCAACCUGCAGCUUGGCACUGGAGAGGAAGAUGAUGAGUGGAGUCCUGUGAAGAUGACAGGCAAACAGCUGGAGAACCGUGAAGUACUGAUGGCCUCCAGUGGAGGGCAGCACACCGUCCUUUUGGUCAAAGACAAGCAGGAGAGCUGAUGUCCUGCACUGACAGAGAGUGAAGGGGGCGCUUCAAGGUGGGGCCAGGGUGCCUAAAUCAGGGGAAGGGUGUUGAUGAAUGUGACUUCCUAUGCUGAGCCGAGGGAGUGUGAGACGUGCGUGAUAGAGGGGAGAGGUGAGGUUUGUCCUCUUUUAUGGAAGCUCCUGUGCCCUUGGCAUUGGGGAAUGUGUUGUGAUGUUUUUGGUAGAUCAUGACAAAUGAAAGACUAUUUUUUUUAAAGCUAGUUUUUGACAGUCCUUUAAAGUCUUUUCAUCUGGUCAUUUGUAUGACUCUAAGAUGUUAUAUGUGAUGUUUAUGACUGUGCAUGUACAUAAAGGAAACGGCAGUGCAGGAUGUUUAAGGAAAUAUAAAUUGUCUUUUUAAUGUUUUCAUUAAAGCAAUAAGUAGAUUAGAUCUUUGUCAGACAGGACCUGUACGCCUGGUGAGUUUAACAUGUGCGACUACUGUUCGUUCUACCCAGUGCACACAAAUUUGUUGUAACUGUUUGGACAUUUGGUAACACAUCAUACUGUAUCCUGUAUUUUGUUGCAUUUCCUGUCUGAAAAAUAAAGCUGAUUUCUUUUUUAAGGAAAAUACAAGACACAUUUACUUCAUUUCAUUUACUGUGUAUUAAUAAGAUCCUGGUUACAGCUUUUUGAUAGUAAACCCUUGCUGCUUUUCUUUAACUGUAAAAAGAACAUUUGUCUGUGUGCGUGUGUGUGUUUGUGCUACAGAAAAGGCAAAUAGAGGCCCACUCACUGAGCUGUUUAUUGUUGAAUACUCGUGCAACACAAUGAAGGAAACAUUGCUAAGAGAUUUUAGUCCAUGUUGACAUGACAGCAUCACACAGUUACUGCAGAUUUAUAAAUUGUACAUUCAUGAUGAGAAUCUUGCUUUUCCAAUGCAUCCCAAUGUUGCUUUACUGGAUUGAGAUCUGGUGACUGUGGAGGCCAUUCAAGUACAGUGAACUCAAGCAGUCUUCAGCAGAUGGAUACGCGAUAUAAAAUGUUCCCCACACCAUUACAGCACCACCAGCAGCCUGAAUUGAUGAUACAAGGCAGGAUGGAUCUAUGUUUUCAUGUCGCUACGAGUUACUGUUGCCUUUCUAUCACCUUGUAGCAGUCUGGCCUUUCUCCUCUGACUUCAUCAAGGUAUUUUUUCCCCGAGAACUGCUGCUCAUA
Molecule: messenger RNA, 2564 nt
Organism: Haplochromis burtoni (Burton's mouthbrooder)
Lineage: Eukaryota; Metazoa; Chordata; Actinopteri; Cichliformes; Cichlidae
Gene: rcc1
Product: regulator of chromosome condensation 1
Exons: 10
Coding region: 126-1382 (418 amino acids)
Cellular component (GO): cytoplasm
Molecular function (GO): guanyl-nucleotide exchange factor activity
Source: RefSeq, a predicted model, not a curated record